AUGAUGCUAGAGGCACAAGACGAGGAUGCCCUUCAAACUCCAGAUAAGCAUUAUCACACCUAUCCGACACCAGUGCUGCCCGCUUCGUAUUUUAUUGACAAUUUGGGAAAACCUAUAGAGGUCAUAACUUUACUCAAGGAUCCUCGAUUACGACGAGUUCUUUUCGAAAAUCACUGCUUCGGUCAAAACUCGCGCACGGCCAAGGAGAGUGCAAACAUCCGUUGUUCCGUGCCUGCAUCAUCCUCAUCUCCUCCACCAUCAGCAGCUGCUUUGGAAGAAAAAGUUAAAAGAGCCAAAAUUUUGUUGGAACAGAAGAAAAAGGCUGAUGAGGAAGCGAAAAUAGAGGAGGAAAAACGCCGUGAACUGGAAAGAAUCAAUGCUGGAAAGCUUAUGCAAGAAGCACAGCAGAAACGUCAUGAACAGGAGCUCAUUGAAGCAGCAGCACAGCGUCGUCGCGACAAAAUCGAAGCUGAGAAGGAGCGGGAGCGGCUUAAGGCUCAGAUCAAGGCAGAUCGAGAGGAACGUGAGUUUCGAGAACGUCGAGGAAGACCUGUGGAUGCGUCAGCUGGCGAUAUGCCGAAGCAGCCAGAACCGCCAAAAAUGGAACCUGUGCCCAGUGACAGGUGUCGCGUCCAGGUUCGUCUCCCCGAUGGCGACAACAUUGUAGAAGAGUUUGCAUCUAGCGACUGCCUAAGUGUAUUGGUGGAUCUUAUAAGACAGGAUGGACGUGUCAGCGGUGCAUUCUCCAUUGCACAGGUAUAUCCACGAAAAGUAUUCACUGGUGAUGAAAUGCAGAAGUCAUUCCUUGAUUUGUGUUUAACGCCCAACUGCACUCUUCUCGUAAUCCAGUCACGGCCAAAAUCGUCUCAGAUUAUUUCUGCUAAUCCGUUGCGCGGAAUUCUUUCACUAUUAUCAAUGCUAGUUCUUGCACCGUUACAAUACUUCUACAAUACUGUUUCUGGUUGGCUAGGAUGGAAUUCAGGUAUGGAAUCUUUCAAAAAUUUUCAGCGAGGUAACACGAGCAGACUUCAUAAUACUAAUGAUGACAGUGAUGAGGAUAAUGCGAACUGGAACGAAAUAUGUACCAGAAGUAGAAGAAAUCGGAAAGAUUGUUCUAUCAUGAUAAUAAACGGUGGUUUAUCGAAUUGUGUCCCCCCCCCUUUCUUGUUUCACGCAAUAUUCCUAGUCCUUGACUACGAUAAAAAAAUCCAGAGGUUUGUGUCCAGAUGUUUACCUGUGAUGAUAGCUACCAUGUUUGUGUGA
This is a messenger RNA of Cooperia oncophora, 1263 nucleotides long. The record is from the annotation of a GenBank genome assembly. Lineage: Eukaryota; Metazoa; Nematoda; Chromadorea; Rhabditida; Trichostrongylidae.